Molecule: messenger RNA, 3205 nt
Organism: Tripterygium wilfordii
Lineage: Eukaryota; Viridiplantae; Streptophyta; Magnoliopsida; Celastrales; Celastraceae
Exons: 9
Coding region: 464-2953 (829 amino acids)
Source: RefSeq, a predicted model, not a curated record
CUGUCUUCUGUAGCUGUAGGUGGUCAUCAUCGUAACCGUAUGCGCAGAGUUUCAACAACUCGUCUUCCUUACGUUCUCUAUGAUUCCAAACACGCAUUUUGCACAUUUAAUCCGUACAGCUUUCUCUCGGACUUUCUCGAGAAAAUUUCCGUAGAAAGAAUCAAAACCUCUCAUGUAGAUAACCUGUUUCCCUUUUUAUUUCUGCUUGUUUUCCUGUUGAGUGUAAGUGCGAGCUAAAGCUACUUGCUCGCGAGAUUUCAGUGUCACUGUUAAAAGGAAAGUUAGUUCGUUAGGGUUUUCGAAUGCACACAGGAGGACUGAGAAUGUGCCUUUUGCUUGCUGAUUGAGAACUUGGUUUCUGAGAGAGCUUAGUAUUUCGAUGUUUAGGACUUCUUGACCUAAGCAGACGGUCGCAUACAUGGAAACUGAUUUGUUGGUAUGGAGUUGUUUUCUGACUUAGAAAAUGAACUCAGGAAGAGACGAUCUGUGUUCGCUGGCAAAGUCGAAGUCGGAGGAUGAUACUUCAGAAAAUUAUAAAGAAUCAAAAUUAUCCUAUACGAGAGAUUUCCUUCUAUCCUUGGCUGAGUUGGAUCCAUGCAAAAGGUUGCCAAAUGAGUUUGACUCAUCGGUUUUUGGUGAAGGGAAUGGCUUGGGUGGUUUAUCACAAUCCUAUCGAAGUUCAGAUUUUGGCGGACUUAAUUGCAACCGAUCUCAACCUUCUUGGCAAAAUCCAGGACCUGGAUUGUUGGGAAGUUUUGCUCUUCAAAGGGUAUAUGAGCAUGUAGCCGGGACUCUUGCUCCACAGAUUCAAGAAAAUAGCUAUCAUCUUCUCAAAAGUUCUGCACCAUAUUGUCCGCCCCACAUAUCUAAGGCAAAACUCCACUCUAAGAGACAGAGCAAUGACUUGCAUAAUGAUGAAACAUUCUGUUCGUCCUACUAUCUGAGUCCAGAGAGAGCAGAAGAUGAACGAAGGAGAAGAGAUUCUUUUGAGUUGAUAAGGAGGGAACAGCAAAAGGCUAUUCAAGAGAAGCAAAAUUUAGGUCAGCAGAAAGAAAAUUCAGACCCAGAAAUUUCCAAAAAAUACAAAGCUUCUACCUGGCAUUCCUCUUCCUCAAAACCUUCUUCAGCCACACAGCUGGUAACCCCUGCUUUUGAAAGAAUAUCCCUUGAAGAGAAUUCUGCAACAAAACCCCUAGCUGCUUCCCCAUUGCCAGAGCUUUGUCAUGUUAAAGAUGAUCUCACCAGGAGCUCCGUGUUAGCUUCCUCCAACCUCAAUCAUCAGUCUCUUAAAGAUGUGAUAAAGACUGCUGGUAGCAUCUCAUCUGGACACUUGAAAGGUGUGUCUGAAAUGCAUGUUGCGUCUCAUUAUGAAGCCAACUCCAAAAGUUUUUCUUCUGGUAGAGAUGAACUUCUGAACAAGCUUAUGGCAUUUACUUCCCGUGCUGCAGAUGAAAACUCCAACAAACUGUAUACUUACAAGGAAUCAACUGUGACUCCAGGAGUCCUUACUUGUAAUGACUUAGAGCAAUCAAUUUCGUCAGACGGCAAGAAAGACUAUUAUACUCGUCGGGGAGAGCAAGGCUGGAGUACCUGUGAUAUGGAGGACAAUCAAACAAAUUCUUCAAGUAGUCAUGGAGUAUCUCAGUGCCUCAAUUCUUUGCUAGAUAAGGGGAAAAGCCUAUCAGAUUCAGAAACAUCUUCAAUUUUAAGCAUGGGGUCUCCCGAUGGGGUUUAUCUUUAUGAAGCUGGUGAUGAUGGCAAACACUUGAACACACUGAACACUGAAAUUUCCAAAAAGAUGUUCACCCAGUAUGGGACAUUGGGAGCAGGUUUGUCUAAGGAGUUGUUGUCAAUUGAACUGGAAACCGGCCAAGAAGUAUACAUGGGCAGAAUGACCAAAAAUGACGCCUUAGAGCCUAUUGGGGGUCUACAUUCUGUUAACAGGGAUGCCAUUUCAUUAACAAUAGAUGGAUCCAUUGGAAUCAAUCAUAUAGGUUUUGAGAUUCCAAUCUGUGCUAACAAAUCUGGUUUAAGUACGAGUAAGGGGGAUCAAUGUACUGGUAAUGAUAUUCCAAUGAAAGCAGUAUAUCCUACAAAUGGUUCUGAUGGGAAAGCCAAUUCUUUUGAUGAUCUUUGUUUGCCUGAUGAGGACAGCCUGAUUACAGUUGAUGACUGGAUUUUUCCGGAGGACUCAAUAUCCAUGCCUGAUGGGAUUUCAAAUAAAGCUGAUUUGCUCGCCUCAAAUACUCCAGGUGACGUCGCUCAGAAACUAGCUGCUUCUUUUGUUUCUCGCAGUGAUGAAAGAUAUACUCGACCAAAUAGGGAAGGCCCUACAUCUCGUUUUAGUAUGUCUGAUAGAGUGGGAAUGGAAACUUCUUAUCACAAUCUGCAACCACAGCUAUCUCACUUACAGCCUCUUCACUCUCGGGCAAGUGAAGACUGGGAAUUCUUUCACCAUUCAAAGUCUCAAAGAGCUCGUCUGAGUUCUAUGGUUGAGCCCUUGGGUUUCAGGACUGAUCCUUAUGAGCCCCCACCUUACCGUUGUUCUCCUUCAAAUGUGUGUCCUUAUCCUUUCCAGCAUCCUCAUGUUGAGCCAACAUUGUUCGACCAUCAAAGAAUUCAUUCACCUUUAGAGCUGAUGCCUGUUCCACGCAACUAUCCUCCUCCAAACCAAGUGGGUGGAAUGUCAAAUUUUGCAUUGCCUCAUCAUCUAGUACAUCAAAUGCCAUAUCAUGCAGAAGACCUGCACCAACUACAGAAAGGCCAUCCCAUGAAUUACCAGCAUCCGAUCUAUCAUGGUUUUGAAAUGCAAAAUCUAGAUCAUAGAUUUGGAAUAGGUAGUAACCAAUCUGCCUGCAGCGGCCUAUAUGAGAAGGGAGUAAGAAGAGAGCAGAGGACGCCGGUAAAAGGUGGUAAGGAAAUAUUUGGCAACCAGGUUAACUUCAAGCGCUGAUUCUUACUAUAGACAGUUUGUAUUGCUACUGAUGUCUGGGCCAGAUGGAAUCAUCUUUUCAUGAAGCUGAACUCUUUUCGGUGACAUUGAUGAGUUUUUUUUUUCGUGCUUUUUAGAGAGUUUGCUUUGGACAGAUAGUUACGUUGCACAUAUAGUUGAUAUGCAGUUCAAGAACUACAAUUUCAUGAAUUAGUAGAUUCAUAUAUAAAAAUAUCUAGAUCUUGCGCAAGGAAAAGUUACUUUUUCUUUUCA